AUAAUGGCCACCCGCCGCCUGGUGGGCAAACCCUACAAGGACAAGGACCCGGAGAAGACGCCGCCGCCGACGGCCGACCUCGCUCUCGCUGCCUACUCCUCGCGACCUCGCCCCCGCCCUCGCGUUCUCACCAUGACGGUGAAGCGCCGCAACGGUGGCCGGAACAAACAUGGCCGCGGCCAUGUCAAGUUGGUCCGCUGCAACAACUGCGCCAAGGCAGUCCCGAAGGACAAGGCGAUCAAACGAUACUGGGUGAAGAACGUCGUGGAGCUAGCCGCCAUCAGAGAUCUGAAAGAAGCAUGUCUGUUCGAGGGAUACGUUCUUCCCAAGCUCUACGACAAGUUGCAUUGGUGCAUCGGCUGCGCCAUCCACAGGCGCGAAAUCAGGGUUCGCUCCCGUAAGGACAGGAAGAACCGCGCACCGCCGCCGAGACACUUCCGCCCCAGGGAGGAAUGGCCUGUGGGUGACGCUCCUCGUCCUGGUGGUGACGGUGGGGGUACUGGUGGUGCUGGCGUUGGUUUCGGUGCCGGUGGUGGUGGCGGUGGGGGUACUGGUGGUGCUGGCGUUGGUUUCGGUGCUGGUGGUGCGGGCGGUGGUUUCGGUACUGGUGGUGCGGGCGGUGGUUUCGGUUCUGGUGGUGCUCGUAGCGGCUUCGGUACCGGUGCUCCAGCUCCCAUCGCUGGCGCCUGAUUUAGCUUCCUGGAAUGCUCCGCUUCUUCUUACCAGUCUAGCUCUUACCGUAGAACUUUAGCAUGAAGCCAAUGGGUACUGGAUGAAUUCUCUGCUAUUGCGUCGAAAAACCUGUUAUGUGGCCAGGCCAAAUGUUAUGUCUGAUCUACCUAGUUUUGAGCAUCGGUUAAGCACAAGGCUAUAUCUGCUUUUGCGUCUAUGACGUAGAAAAACCUGUUAUGUUGCCAGGCCAAAUGUUAUGUAUGAUCUACCUAGACAAGUCUAUUUGCUAUCUAUAUAUGUUAUUGCUCAGCAGGCACCACUUGCUGUUGUUGCUUUUUA
This is a messenger RNA of Lolium perenne, 1011 nucleotides long. RefSeq names its product small ribosomal subunit protein eS26-like. NCBI's taxonomy places the organism in Eukaryota, Viridiplantae, Streptophyta, Magnoliopsida, Poales, Poaceae. The record is from RefSeq and is a predicted model, not a curated record. Gene Ontology annotation, biological process: translation. Gene Ontology annotation, cellular component: cytosolic small ribosomal subunit; ribosome. Gene Ontology annotation, molecular function: mRNA binding; structural constituent of ribosome.